Messenger RNA from Cydia amplana, 1608 nucleotides. RefSeq lists its product as uncharacterized. NCBI's taxonomy places the organism in Eukaryota, Metazoa, Arthropoda, Insecta, Lepidoptera, Tortricidae. The transcript has 2 exons. The record is from RefSeq and is a predicted model, not a curated record. Gene Ontology annotation, molecular function: zinc ion binding; nucleic acid binding. Bases 296 to 1546 code for a protein of 416 amino acids.
AAAAGUUUGUUUUAGAAGUGAAAAACUAAUAAAAGUGUGCAAUUACUUAAUUAAGGAGUGCCAAAGUGUCGAAGUGGACUGCUAAAUAAACUUUUGUAAGUAAUAGAUUUAAGGCGACUUCAUUAUGAAGUAAUAAAGCACUUGCAAUUUCAUGUAAGAUUAACAAACUUUUAUAGUACUUAAACUCGACUUCAAGUGAACGCUUUUCAUUGCAGAUUAGCAUCAAACAAAAUGCAAGAUACUCAUAAGAUAUAGAAGCAUAUAAAGUGUAUCGGUAGCUCGCAUUGCGUACAAAAUGGACUUUCUGCUUUCCACAUUACAAUUGCGCCUAGAUAGGCUAGCAGAAGCGUUAAAGGGAGCCGCAGAGGCCCUUAACAGCAUUGAAACUGGCGUAGCAAGGGACAGGAUAAUUGCUGUGAGAAUAAACGUUAAAAAUAGAUUGUUAUCGCUCACAACAGAUUUAGAUAGAUAUUUGUCUGGCGCAACGGAUAUAAAAGAAGAUUUCUGCAAUGAAUGUCGAGAUAUGCAAGUAAAGGCGGAGGACACGCUGACCGAAUUAGAAAUCGCAAUAAAACUAUACUGCCAUGAAGGGGAAAACAAUCAUAGAACGCGUCUACCUAAGUUAGAGUUAGGGAAAUAUAACGGUGACAUUCUAAAAUGGAACACUUUUUGGGAUAAAUUCGCAGCUAAUGUUGAUAAUAAGGACAUUGCCAACGUUGAGAAGCUAUCAUACUUGCUAGCGUCAUUAGAGGGACCAGCCCUUCAAGCAGUCGAGGGUCUGGAAACUACUAACAUGAAUUAUCCGAUUGCGGUAGACAUUCUCAAUAGCCGCUUUGGUAAACCUACGAAGGUCAUCGAUGCUCACAAUGAUGCUUUGCAAAAUCUAGCUGUAGCUAAGGAUUCACCUGAAGAUUGUAGGCGUACUCUGAACAAUAUAGAGAAGCACCUUAGGGUAUUAGAGGCUCUUGGGGAGAAAGUUGAUGCUAGUCACCUUAGAGUUAUUAUACUUAAUAAAUUUCCAUCAAGAGUAGUAUACCAAGUGUGGCUUAUGUCAACCGAUGAUUCUUUUGCUGCAAUCCGGAAGGCUUUGGAUGCUGUAAUAACAGCCAUGGAGAGUUCGGUUGUUACAAACAUGGAGAGUUCUGUGAUUCCAGUAAAGUCCAGUGACACAACGGAGAUGAGUACACCUGCUUCAACAGCAACACUGCAGAUUGGAGCUGUAAAGAAAAGGAAAUGGCAACAAAAGAGGGAAGCAAUUUCAACUCAACCUAGCAAGAAACGCCCUAAGAGAAUGUGCAUAUUUUGCAAUGAAGAACAUUAUAGUGAGGACUGUACCAAAUUUAACACAUAUAAAGAGAGGAUUGGGAAGUUGAAAGAUAGGUGUUAUGCGUGCUUCCAAAUAGGACACCGUGCCUCCAAGUGCACAAGAAGGAGAAAAUGUGUACAUUGCUCUAGGAUGCAUAAUAGAGCACUGUGUCGACAGAAGGUGCAAAGGGACGGCAGUAACCCAAGUAAGGACAGCGGAGGGGAGAAGUCUGAGCAUUAGACUUUUACUUGAUUCUGGAAGUCAACGAACUUACAUUACAAACAAAAUAGCAAAAUUAUUAC